UGCUAGUCUACACUCCAGCUUGUUGUUUCUGAACGAGAUCAUCAUGCCUCGGGGUCAGAAGAGUAAGCUCCAAGCCCAAGAAAAAUGCCACCAGACUGAAGGUGAGACACAGGAUCCCCAGAGUGGUCAGGCCCCUGAAACAGAGGAUAAAAGAUCUCCCCAUUCAUCUUCUCAUUAUUUGGGGGUUACUACCCAUAAAAAACCAUCUCGUGGGCGGCAAAGCACUUCCAAGGUGCCUCAGAAAGCCUUUGCUACCACUGAAUCUAAGAGUGUUUCUACUACAAGAUCAUAUGGAAGGGCUAACAAAGUAGUUAAGAGAAAACCACGUGCUUCCCAGGCCUCAUCCUCUACGGUGAAGCAACCUAAAAGCUCUAUCAUUAAUACAGUCCAGGUGGUAGUGAAGUAUAUGAUGCACAUGUAUGAAAUGAAAAGACCCAUUCUGAAAGCAGAUGUGUUGAAGAUGAUCACCAAAGAGCAUAGAAAACGCUUCUUUGAGAUCCUUCGAAAAGCUUCUUUCAACAUAGAGGUGGUGUUUGGUGUAGACUUAAAGGAAGUAGAUUCUUUAAAGCAUUCCUACAUUCUUGUAAGCAAAAUGAAUCUUCCUAACAAUGGCACUGUAAGUAGAGGCAGGGGAUUCCCCAAGACUGGCCUGCUAAUGAACCUCCUAGGUGUGAUAUUCCUGAAAGGAAACUGUGCCGCUGAGGAAAACAUCUGGGAAUUCCUGAAUAAGAUGAAAAUAUAUGAUGGAAAGAAGCAUUUCAUUUUUGGGGAGCCCAGGAAGCUUAUCACUAAAGAUUUAGUGAAGCUUAAAUACCUGGAAUACCGGAGAGUACCUAACAGCCAUCCUGCAAGCUAUGAAUUUCUGUGGGGCCCAAGAUCUCAUGCAGAGACAAGCAAGAUGAAAGUCCUGGAGUUCUGGGCUAAGAUCAACCAUACAGUUCCCAGUGCCUUCCAGUCCUGGUAUGAUGAAGCUUUGAAAGAUGAGGAAGAAAAAGCUAGAGCUGCAAUUACAUUCAGUGACACAUUAACCCAUACCGGUUGAAUGUCCCACAGCCAUGUCAAACAGGUCCUCCCACACCUAGUGGGGUUAGCGUUUGUUUUGACUUUACUUUGUACUUCAAGAGGACAGUGCAUGAA
Cricetulus griseus (Chinese hamster) is the source of this 1137-nucleotide messenger RNA. NCBI's taxonomy places the organism in Eukaryota, Metazoa, Chordata, Mammalia, Rodentia, Cricetidae. The record is from RefSeq and is a predicted model, not a curated record.